GGCGAGGCAGAGGCGGGCACUUUGGAACCUGGCGCGGGUUGCCUCGCUCCUGCUCCCGCUGCUCCUGCUGCACUUUGUUCGGCUUGGCGGCGGCUCUACUCCUUCGUCCCAGCUUCUCCGGGACCCUCUCCGUGCCUCAGGUGGCCCUGCUGCCGGGGGUGGUCGCCUAGUCGCCUCUACUGUCGGGGCGUCUCUUUGCAUCCCUUCUUUCUCCGAGCGAGGGGCGCUUUUGGAAGGAAAAGGAGGCAGAGAAGCCCAGAGGGAGUUGAGGUCAGAAUGAAUGGGCAUAUUUCAAACCCACAUCCCAGUGCGUAUGGAAGCUACUCUUCUCAAAUAAACGGAUAUGGGUCACCAACAUUUUCUCAAGGCGACAGGGACCAGAGUUCGAAGACAAGCGCAAAAGCUUUGUAUGAGCAAAGGAAGAAUUAUGCACGUGACAGUAUCAGCAGCAUAUCUGAGACGUCACAGUACCAUGUGGAGCACUUGACUACUUUUGUUCUGGAUCGAAAAGAAGCCAUGAUCACAGUCGAUGACGGCAUAAGGAAGCUGAAACUGCUGGAUGCCAAAGGCAAGGUGUGGACGCAAGAUAUGAUUCUCCAAGUGGAUGACAAAGCUGUCAGCCUGGUAGACUUGGAAUCAAAGAAUGAACUGGAGAACUUCCCUCUGAGCACAAUCCAGCACUGCCAAGCUGUGAUGAACUCAUGCAGCUAUGACUCCAUCCUUGCCUUAGUGUGCAAAGAGCCAUCCCAGAGCAAAGCAGAUCUUCAUCUUUUCCAGUGUGAUGAAGUUAAGGCAAACUUUGUCCAUGAAGAUAUUGAUAGUGCAAUCAGCGAUAGCAAAGGAGGGAAGCCAAAGAGGAGACUUGACACACUCAGGAUGAUUUCUAAAGCUGACAGCGCCAUUCCUCCGCCUCCGAGAGCGCCCGCUCCUGUCCCCCCAGGUACCGUCACGCAGGUGGAUGUCAGAAGCCGGGUAGCAGCGUGGUCUGCUUGGGCAGCUGAACAAGGCGACUUUGAGAAACCCAGGCAGUUCCACGAGCAUGAAGAGACAGCUGAAACUAUGGCAGCCAAGAUUGACAGAGAUGUUCAAAUCCUAAAUCAUAUUUUGGAUGACAUUGAAUAUUUUGUUACCAAACUUCAAAAAGCAGCAGAAGCCUUUGCAGAGCUUUCAAAAAGGAAGAAAACCAAGAAAAAUAAAAAGAAAGGACCAGGUGAGGGUGUCCUCACUCUCCGUGCAAAGCCUCCAUCUCCAGAUGAAUUUGUGGACUGUUUGCAGAAGUUUAAACAUGGAUUCAACCUUCUGGCGAAAUUAAAAGCACACAUCCAGAAUCCUAGCGCACCUGAAUUGAUUCAUUUUCUGUUUACUCCUUUAAACAUGGUGGUACAAGCAACAGGCGGCCCAGAACUUGCUAAUACGGUCCUCAGUCCCCUUUUAACAAAGGAUACCAUAGAUUUUUUACGCUAUACCGUUACAAGUGAAGAAGGGCAGCUAUGGAUGUCACUAGGUGACACGUGGACCAAAGCCAGAGCAGAGUGGCCCAAAGAACAGUUCAUCCCGCCCUAUGUGCCACGGUUCAGAAAUGGCUGGGAGCCUCCUUUGCUGAGCUUCCUGGGAGCUCCGAAGGAACAGGAGCUCAACCAGUUAGCAGAGUCUGUGGCCAACGUGGCCGAGCAGCAGCGGAAGCAAGAGAUGAAACGGUUAUCAACUGAGCAUUCCAGUGUCUCAGAUUAUCCUCCUCCUGAAGGGUAUGCAUUCAGUAACACAGCUUACAAAAGAGGGCCCCUGCCGGACCAGGGGACGGCCGUAGCUGCUUUUAAGCAAAGUGUUAGCCGACAUGUAGAUAGAAAUUAUGAAGCACAUAAAAACCCAUCCAAGAAAUAUGCCAAAACCAAAUACGACUUUGUCGGAAGAAACCAGAGUGAACUUUCUGUCUUGAAGGAUGAGAUUUUAGAGGUCCUUGAUGACAGGAAGCAAUGGUGGAAAGUCCAAAAUGCAAACGGAGUCACGGGAUUUGUGCCAAACAACAUCUUGGAGCCUCUCAGAACUCAGGAACCUGGUGCUGCGGAAAUACCUUAUACACAUACUAUACAGAAACAAAGGACAGACUUUAUUCCAAAGCAAUCUGACCCUGCGCCUGUUGCUCCUUCGCCACCCCAGACACCAAUUCCAGUUCCUCUUCCUCCCAGUAUCCCAGCGCCUAUCCCCAUUCCUGUGCCAAAGGUACCUGGAGCCAUCAGCCGCCAGAGCAGCACAUCAAGUGACGGCGGGCGAGACGCACAGAGACAAAGGCCUCCCCCUGUAGAUCGAAGGAAAUCUCAGAUGGAGGAAGUCCAGGAUGAACUCAUUCACCGGCUCACCAUAGGACGGAGUGCUGCCCAAAAGAAAUUCCAUGUGCCACGCUCCAAUGCCCAAGUAAUCAACGUCAGCUAUGAGUCCUCACCAGAAGAUGUGAAAAUGUGGCUACAGGCCAAAGGAUUCAACCCAGUGACUGUCAACAGCCUCGGAGUUUUGACUGGUGCUCAGCUGUUCUCUCUCAACAAAGAUGAAUUAAAAUCAGUGUGCCCUGAAGGAGCCCGGGUCUACAGCCAAAUUACUGUUCAGAAAGCUGCACUGGAGGCUACCAGUGGAAGUUCUGAAUUGCAAGAAAUCAUGAGGAGACGGCAAGAGAAACUCAGCGCAGCCGCAACAGACUCAGGAGUAGAGUCCUUUGAUGAGAGCAGUGGUCAUUAAAUGUCUUUUCUAUGUUUUGUUAUUGUUUUAAGAGUGUGUGUGAGAGAGUGAUCCCAUUGUUCUUGGCAUUAUUCCAUCGCACUAUGUUUUAGGAAGCCAUGAAAGGGAAAUGUCUGACUGGUUGUCGUUAUUUAUGUAGAUACAAAUUGAUGCCAUAAAGAAAGCAUGCAGUUGAGAUGUAAAAGGCAGGGAGGGUGAGGCAGGGCUACCUCUGCCCCAUUCUUCCCCCUUAAUUUAAAAGUAUAUUUAAGGCAGAAUUAUCCAGGAGUCUUAAUCCAGUCCUCCUGAGGCUGGUGUGUGAAAACAAUCAUUUCAUGAUUAUUAUUUUUUCUUUUGAGUGGGCAAGAGAAAUCCCACUACUGCUUUUGAGCCAUUCACAGACACUGAGCUGGCCGGUUAAAAACAUGCUGAAGUCUUCAGUCUGGUUGUGAACACAAAGGACAUGUGGAAUCUAUCCAAAGUAGUCCCAUGGAUUUGAAAGGGGAAUUUUGCAUAAUGCUUAACCCUCUGCCUUUGGGAAUCCAAAGGAGUUCACUGUGACCAGGGCUCCUUGUCAUUCCUUCCACCAGCAUGGUCCAUAUUGAGGACCUCUUUCCAGUGAAUGGGGCGGUGAAUUCACUCUGGCUUUGUGUGAGAACUUGAAAUGAGCUAUCCAAAGUGAUGAACUGAUUUGAGUGAUAUAGCUCAGUGCUAAGGAAACCUCUUUUCAUCUUGAAACUGAAACCUGAAGUUGGUUCACUAUCCUGCUUUACAUGGAAGGGCCAGAAACGGCUACACUUUCUCUCCUUUCCCAUUUUUCAGCACUUAGGGCCCAUCUACUUGGAUCAAAUCAAUCGACUUGGGAGUGAAUGGACUCCAAAGCAUCCACAUGGCGCAUGGAGUCCAUUAAACAUAAUAUGGCCUUCUCCCACUUCAAAAAAAAUCAUGGGAUGCUCCAGAGCUUCUCUGCGCUUUCCAGACUUAUUUAAAAGUUCCUAAUUGCCAAGAGGCUCCGUGGUUUUGAUAUCAUCCACAGCCCUGCUCUUAACAUAAGCACAGACUAAUUUCUUUGGACAGUAUCAUGAAAUGAUUUCUUAGUAGAAAUGUAGAUAGCAAAAUAAUUUAUUCUGAAUUCCAAUUUUAUUGCUGUUCCACUGAGAAUAAGCACAAAUCCAUAAAGCCACCAAACAUUGAAGCAAUAGCACAAAUGUCAGUUUUUAAAAGGAGGGAGAAAUCGGACCUUCUUUUGGGGAUAUCCAUGUGGUUAUUCACAGUAUUAUUUCUUACAAAUAUUGUCUUUUGUUUUCUGUUGGUUUUCUGCUUUAACUUCACCGGUCAAAAGGAAAGAGUAGCCCGAUUUUUGCAGGUGCAGACAGGAAUGGUGUUAUAAGUGUUUAAAAAUAUUUGAGAGAAUAAUUAAACCUUAAAUCUUUUAAACUAUGGCCAAGCCAAGCAUAGAAAAAAAAAUAACCCAAUAAGCAUAUUUAUCUUUUGGACUCAUGAUGAUUUCUUAUUUUCUCCACACAAAAUGUUCUAUUCUGUCAUUUGUAUAUAAAGGCAUCAAAACCCCAUCAUGUCGUUUAGGAUAAAUUAAUCAUCUAGUUUUAUUAAUUUUCAUGGUGCCUUUUUUUCACACAACUCGGCCGAUAGUCUGCAAUAAACACUAUUUGAUGUA
Molecule: messenger RNA, 4384 nt
Organism: Anolis carolinensis (green anole)
Lineage: Eukaryota; Metazoa; Chordata; Lepidosauria; Squamata; Anolidae
Gene: eps8
Product: EGFR pathway substrate 8, signaling adaptor
Exons: 21
Coding region: 277-2730 (817 amino acids)
Biological process (GO): regulation of Rho protein signal transduction; positive regulation of ruffle assembly; Rho protein signal transduction
Cellular component (GO): ruffle membrane; plasma membrane; vesicle
Molecular function (GO): actin binding
Source: RefSeq, a predicted model, not a curated record